Molecule: messenger RNA, 1053 nt
Organism: Ostreococcus lucimarinus CCE9901
Lineage: Eukaryota; Viridiplantae; Chlorophyta; Mamiellophyceae; Mamiellales; Bathycoccaceae
Exons: 1
Biological process (GO): protein localization to phagophore assembly site; autophagy of mitochondrion; protein lipidation
Cellular component (GO): extrinsic component of membrane; phagophore assembly site membrane; cytosol
Molecular function (GO): protein binding; phosphatidylinositol-3,5-bisphosphate binding; phosphatidylinositol-3-phosphate binding
Source: RefSeq, a predicted model, not a curated record
CUGUCGAUAUCGUACAACCAAGACGGCGCGUGCUUCGCCGUCGCGCGGCGCGACGGACGCGCGCGUGGGUUUUCAGUGUACAACACGUCGCCGUACCGCGAAACCUUUGGACGGAAGUUUCGAGACGGCGGCGUGGGAAUCGUGGAGAUGCUCUUUAGGUGCAAUAUAUUAGCGCUGGUUGGAGGCGGCGACGAACCGAAGUUCUCGCCGAAUAAGGUGAUGAUAUGGGACGAUCAUCAAGGAAGAUGCAUCGGCGAGCUUGGGUUCAAGGUGCCGGUGCGCGGGGUGCGUUUGCGGCGGGAUAAGGUGGUCGUCGCUUUGGCGCAUAAAAUUUUUGUGUACAAUUUUUCAGAUUUAAAGAUGGAACAGCAGAUUGAUACGGCGGCGAACGAGCGCGGGUUGUGCGCGAUAUCGCCCACAACGGAACGCACGGUGAUGGCGUGCCCGGGGUUGAAUAGAGGGCAGGUACGGGUGGAAUUGUUUGAUUUAGGGACGACGAAGUUCAUCGCCGCGCACGAGACGGCGUUGGCGUGCUUGGGAUUGAGCGCGGAUGGUUCGUUAUUAGCCACGGCGAGCGAGAAAGGAACGCUCAUUCGGAUCUUCGAUACGCACACGGCGUCGCUCGUGCACGAAUUCCGUCGCGGCUCGGAUCGAGCUCGAGUGUACUCGCUCGCGUUUUCGCCGAAGAAGAAUUUGCUCUGUGUCACGAGCGACAAGGGCACGGUGCACGUGUUCAGGAUUCCAGAAACCCCCAGCGCGUCUUCGAGCGCACCGACGGCGUCACCGAUACCGACACCGUCCUCGAACGGCGCCCGCACGCCUUCCUCUUCUUCACCCGCCGCCGGUUUCGUCAAGAAACUCCUCCCCAAAUACUUUAGCAGCGAGUGGUCGCUCGCGCAGUUCAAGCUUCCGUCCACCGCGCGGUCGCUCGUCACCUUCCCCGCCGCCGAUCCCGAUUCGUGCAUCAUCAUCAGCGAGCGCGGCGAGUACUCCCGCCUCAUCUUUGACCUCGGCGGUGGCGGCAAAAUGUCUCUCGUCGAGCGUUUCGACUUC